Suillus plorans is the source of this 1083-nucleotide messenger RNA. RefSeq lists its product as uncharacterized. Lineage: Eukaryota; Fungi; Basidiomycota; Agaricomycetes; Boletales; Suillaceae. Gene Ontology annotation, cellular component: cytoplasm; nucleus. The coding region runs from base 1 to 1083 and encodes 360 amino acids. The record is from RefSeq and is a predicted model, not a curated record. Gene Ontology annotation, molecular function: protein binding. The transcript is spliced from 3 exons.
AUGACUGGGCAAAUUCAAGACGUCAAAGCUGCAGUCAGUGGAGGCGUUGCUCCAGAUAUAACAGGAGCGGAAACGCCCUUCAAAAUUGGGUUUCUUUCAUUUACUGUUCUCGGCGCACAGCGAAUCAGAGGAGCCGCUCCAAAUUCUCUCAAGCAUCUUGACGUUAUCAAAUAUCUCCUCCAGUGCGGUGCACCACCGGAUUCGCCGGAUAUAUCCGGUCACACAGCCCUCCACCAUGCAUGUACUCCUCCGCUUGGACAUCUUGAACUCGCCAGGGCACUUCUCAAAGGUGGAGCUAACCCAAAUGUUCAAAACCGUUAUGGUGAAGUUCCUCUCUUCUUCCCGUUCCAGGGACAAGACAUACCGAUCCUAGAUUUAUUAAUGGAGCACAACGCUGAUCUGGACAUUAAGGACGGAAAUGGUGAUUCUCCCCAUGCGUUAUGUGUUGUAUUUGGCCCCCAAGUCACGGCGGCGGUUCGCCGGUGGGAAAGGAAGCGAUCAGGGGAGAAAGCACUAUGGGAAGAGAAGGAAUGCGAGUACUGCAAGAAAAAAGGGAAAGGCCUGAAGCAGUGUGCACGGUGUCACACAGUCCGAUAUUGCUCGUCUGACUGCCAGCGUAUGCAUUGGAAAGCCCAUAAACCGUUAUGCCAGCCAUUCUCCACAUCAACCACGGUCACGCUGAAGCCAAGCUAUAGCGACUUCUCAUCUACAAUAUCUCGUGCUGAUAUCACUCGCAAAGCUCUCGGCCUUUCGAGUCCCAAGUCCAAGCCGUCCAAAAACGCUCCGUUUACCCGAAUGUCCUUUGAUCAGAAGUCUAUGAUCAUCAAGGUGCAAGUACCCGUAGAUCCGUCAUCUCCGACUGCGACAUCAAUGGGUUUGGGCGGCUUGCUAAUAUAUAACAAAAAGAAAGAUUUCAUGUGCACUGUUCAACGAGCUGGAAACACAAACGCGUAUGAUGAUAUCGUCCGCGUGGUGAAAUGCAGAGGUGUUGGAGGGGUAAAGGCUUAUUUCGCUGCUGAAUUGCGAACUCGUGAUGAGUUGGUUGUCAAGAUUUCUGAAACUUUAGCGGAGCAGCCGUUCUAG